This is a messenger RNA of Ceratosolen solmsi marchali, 1033 nucleotides long. RefSeq names its product cytosolic iron-sulfur assembly component 1. Gene Ontology annotation, cellular component: cytosolic [4Fe-4S] assembly targeting complex. The transcript is spliced from 2 exons. Gene Ontology annotation, biological process: iron-sulfur cluster assembly. The record is from RefSeq and is a predicted model, not a curated record. Gene Ontology annotation, molecular function: protein binding. Lineage: Eukaryota; Metazoa; Arthropoda; Insecta; Hymenoptera; Agaonidae. The coding region runs from base 6 to 1010 and encodes 334 amino acids.
AUAAAAUGGGUUUGCUGGAACUGCAACAAAACCUGGUUGGACACAAAGGGAGAGUUUGGAAUGUUUGUUGGCAUCCUUCGGGUGAAUCGAUAGCAUCGUGCGGCGAAGAUAAAACUAUUAGAAUCUGGACGCACGACAAAUCUAAAUGGGUUAUUAAGACCAUAUUAACCGAGGCGCAUACAAGAACUAUUAGGGAGGUCUCUUGGUCCCCUUGUGGCAAUUACAUUGCAUCGGCAAGUUUUGAUGCCACUGUAGCGAUCUGGGAUCAAAAAUCAGGACAAUUUGAGUGUAAUACCACAUUGGAGGGUCACGAGAAUGAAGUAAAGAGUGUUAGUUGGUCUGUUUGUGGUAAUUAUUUAGCGACCUGUAGUCGUGAUAAAUCUGUGUGGGUUUGGGGUAUGGGCGUUGAUGAAUACGAGUGCGAAGAUGUUAUAAAUGCGCAUACCCAAGAUGUAAAAAAGGUAAAGUGGCAUCCGGACAAGUUGAUUCUUGCAUCUGCAAGCUAUGACGAUACCGUCAAGAUUUUUGACAUGGAACAACACACCAAUCACUGGAUUUGUGCGUCGAGUCUCGUAUCUCACACGUCGACUGUUUGGAGUUUGUCUUUCGAUAGAACGGGUGAUAGAUUGGUGACUUGUAGCGAUGAUAAAACUUUAAAAAUAUGGCAGGAGUACAAACCUGGUAACGAAGUGGGCAUACCUACACCCGACAACGAGCCAAUUUGGAAGUGCGUUUGUACCUUGUCUGGCUAUCAUUCCAGAACUAUCUAUGACGUAGAUUGGUGUAAAAAAACUGGUUUAAUCGUAACCGCAUGCGGAGACGAUAUAAUAAGGGUAUUUCGCGAAGAAGGUGAUUCUGAUAUACAUCAGCCAACAUUUAGCCUAGUUUGUAGUAUGGACAAUGCCCACACUCAAGAUGUCAACUGCUCGCAAUGGAAUCCAUGUAUACCAGGCUUAAUAGUUUCAGCAAGUGACGAUGGGACUGUAAAAGUUUGGACUUACAGUGAUUAAAUUGUGUAAAAAUUCUAUAUAUU